CGUCUUUUACAGGUUAAUCUACGCCUGAAAAUAUGUUUCAUCAAUUUAAAUUGACUUUUGUGUUGAUACUUUAUAUGAGAUUAUUUUUGGAGUCUCAUGCUACUACGUUAGACAUUUGCUUAAUAUGCCGCUGUCAAAAUGUUCGGACAAAUAUAGAUUGUUCAUAUCACCAACUGAGUUUUAUCCCACAACCUAUUCCACCGAAUGUUGAAUAUCUGGAUUUCAAAGGUAACAAUAUCGAAGAAAUCAAAGUACAAACCUUCCGGAAUUUGUCCAACUUAAAAAGUCUGUAAGUUGAAUCAGUUUUCUUUUAUGGUA
Molecule: messenger RNA, 318 nt
Organism: Octopus bimaculoides (California two-spot octopus)
Lineage: Eukaryota; Metazoa; Mollusca; Cephalopoda; Octopoda; Octopodidae
Biological process (GO): cell surface receptor signaling pathway; G protein-coupled receptor signaling pathway
Cellular component (GO): plasma membrane
Molecular function (GO): protein binding; G protein-coupled receptor activity
Source: RefSeq, a predicted model, not a curated record